ACCCAGUCUAUGACGUUCGUAGCAAGUAACAAGUUGUGUUUUUAUCGAUCGUAUUAUUGGUAUCGUUUAAAAUACACAAACACUUAGUUUUGGCCACCUUCAGAGAAAAAUCAAUCUUCAAAGAGUGUAACCGUACUUUAUUGAAUAUUGUUAUCUUAGAAAUUAGCAUAGGUGUUAUAAUUUGCGUGGCGGGAAAUACCGUUCGAUUAGUGCAGUUUAUAUUAAGUUUUUCUCAUAUUUUCUGACACGAACAAAAUGUUUCUUAGAAUUUUGGCCACGUUAAGUAUUUAUCUUGUAUUUACGAACGCUUAUGAAGUGGAUACCUAUGAAUUUCUCAUGCCCAAUGUUUGGCCUCAUAGGGACGAGCUGUACCUCUGCACCCCGAUAAGGAUUUCACCACAAACCAACUAUUAUAUAGUGGGAUUUGAACCGAACGCGUCUAUGCAUACUGCUCAUCAUAUGCUUCUCUAUGGCUGUUCUGAACCGGGUUCCAAUGAUUCAGUAUGGAGUUGUGGUGAGAUGCAAAGCAACGAGAUUGAUGAUAUGUACAACACAGCCAGUCCCUGCCGUUCUGGGUCUCAGAUUGUGUACGCCUGGGCCCGUGACGCACCAAGCCUUCACCUGCCCAAGGACGUCGGUUUCCUCAUUGGAAAGGACUCGCCUAUCAAGUACUUAGUCCUGCAAGUGCAUUACAUGCAUGGUUUUCCAGGAGGCAAAACCGACAAUUCGGGAGUAUUUCUCAAGUACACAAAGAAACAUAUGCCACGGCAAGCCGGCGUGAUACUACUCGGCACUGGUGGGAUGGUGCCGCCAAACGGCAUUGAGCACAUGGAGACAGCGUGCACCGUCCGCGAAGACAAGGUCAUACAUCCGUUUGCAUUCAGGACGCACACUCAUGCACUUGGCAAAGUGGUAUCCGGAUACGUAGUUCGCCGAAAGGACAGCGGCGACGAUUGGCAGCUUAUCGGCAAAAAGGACCCGCAGUUGCCUCAAAUGUUUUACCCUGUUGUGAACGACUCGCCGAUUGGUAUAGACGACGUUUUAGCAGCCCGAUGCACUAUGAACAACACCAAUGAUUUCCCUGUUAACAUCGGAGCCACGAAUAAGGACGAAAUGUGCAACUUCUAUCUAAUGUACUGGGUUCAAAACGACUCGCCACUGGAACAGAAGUAUUGUUUCUCAGCUGGACCUCCCUUCUACUAUUGGCAUAAGGCACCGUUGAAUUUCAACCGCAUUCCAGAACUAGAAGCCAGCACGUUGUAAAUCACGGGAUAUUAGCAAAAUUGUAAUGUAUGAAGGAAUAUUUGGACUACUAAGCAUGGGUUAAAAACCAGUGUUACAUGAAUCGAGGUAAGAUUUAAUUCAUGUUAUACAAAUCGAAUCCAUUAUAUAUAACCCGUCAAAGAAACUGCACAAACCUGUUAAUAUUCCGCUCUUAACGCGAGAGGCCUAUUUAAUUUGACGGGUUAUACAAAAUGAAUCAUGUAUUACAAUUCAUGUAAAGCGGUUUUUCAUUUUCUUUUUCAUAUCUAAAAGUAAACUUAGACCAUGAAGAGGUAAAUCUUGCUAUGAAAAUAAAUGAAUGUAAUUUUGUCUUUUUAUUCCAAAUAUUUGAGAAAAUGUUGGGUAAAAGCUGACCACAUGUUUAAACAUAGUCCCUUAUCCUUUCUCAUAGUCCAAUUUAUAUUAUGGACUUUAUAUAUCUCACUUAAUUAACAUAUUUAUAAUGUGUAAAGAAAUCUUUGAAUUUCUUUAAGAAUAAAUGUUACAUUAAAUUACCUGUGUAUUAAAAUGCAGGGUAUAUUCAUAUCCUAAAUAUCAGCUUACAGCUAAAGUAAAAUUUAUCUGUGUUAAAAAAUCAUUUACAUGGUUUAGUAAGUAUUAAUAUGUGUACCAAGAUAAAACUCAAAUAAAUUCAUUUAAUUAUGAAUAUACACUAUCAGGACUUAAUGCUAUAAAAAAAAUUAGUAAAUACAGUAUUUAAAUAUGUUUAAACAACACGAAAGUUUAAAAUUAAAUAAAUUCAAAGUUCUUCAAUUUCUUGAACGCUUACUUAAUCUUGCUGUAUUAAUUACGACAAAUCUUAUAUUCUCUUCAGCUAAUUUAAAAAAAAAAACUUACUAAGUGAUAUUGUAUAUUCUUUGUUGUAAAAUAUAAACAAUAUUUAACAUUGAUAGUGUGUCUAAAAACAAAUAUAUAAUGUGGAUGUAUAAAAUGAUGAAAUAUAAAUUUAAAAACUUUAUUAUUUAUAUAUGAUAAUAAUAAGACACGAAAUACAAUGUAAAACUAUAUAAAAUAAUAUACCAAAAAAAAAAUUAUUGCUGAAUCUUUGUGCAAUAUCUCAGUCGCCUAUAUAACAAAUUCUAUUUUUAAUAAGAGGAGAAGGAGAUUAGAGAAAGAGGGAAAGAUCUUAGUGGUAUUAUUUUUGACUUAUCAUUCCUCAACUAUCUCUAAUGUUUUUUUUUUUAUCGAAAUUUGACUUAUGUAAUAUUUUUCUGUGAUUUUUGUCUAUGUAUCACAUUUUGCAUUGACUCCAUCUAGUGGUACUUAUUAUUGUCACCGCUAGAUGUCGUUAAGUAUAAAAAUUUAUAAUCUCCAUUACAAUGAUAAGUUUAAUGAGAUUAGUGGUCACAUUUUUAGUUAAUUUUUUUAGCUGAUUAAGACCGUAAAAUUAAAAAAAUAUUAUUUUUAUUUCACUGCUUUUUAGGUUUGCUUUUAAUACUUCAUUU
This is a messenger RNA of Galleria mellonella (greater wax moth), 2729 nucleotides long. It is a transcript of the gene Phm, whose product is annotated as peptidylglycine alpha-hydroxylating monooxygenase. Gene Ontology annotation, molecular function: oxidoreductase activity, acting on paired donors, with incorporation or reduction of molecular oxygen, reduced ascorbate as one donor, and incorporation of one atom of oxygen; copper ion binding. Gene Ontology annotation, cellular component: membrane; extracellular region. Bases 256 to 1263 code for a protein of 335 amino acids. The record is from RefSeq and is a predicted model, not a curated record. The transcript has 9 exons. Gene Ontology annotation, biological process: peptide metabolic process. Lineage: Eukaryota; Metazoa; Arthropoda; Insecta; Lepidoptera; Pyralidae.